GAAGGCGGAGGGGAGGACAGCGGUGGGGACUGGGUGGCCAACAGGCGAGUGCGGCGAUCCUCGCACAUUGUUAACAACUGGAGCAGCGGCGGGGACGGCAGGUCUUUGCAAUUGGAAUUUUCACCAAAGUGGCCCGAUAGCCAUUGAACAUCAUAUGUCAUUGUUGCCGUCGCGCUCUUGUCGGGUGGAGGAAGGAGUCAUACGAAUCAUUCGGUCAAGGCGCAGCAUCUCAGAGGACCACAGCAUUUGGCGUUGCUGUGACUCAACCGCAAUGGACGGAGGCUGCUUGAACCAUGGCCGACCACACUGCCCGACCCUCGCUGUCUUCUUGUGAUCUGGAGAAAAGGCAAAGUUUGAACGGACAGUCCUGAGAUCGCUUCACAUCUGAGCUUCUCUGCUGCUGUGGCAGACCAGUCAUGGGUCUCCUUUGGGUGCUGUCGGUGUCCAUGAUGACAGCCUGCGUCGCCAUUCCCAUGGACGCGGCGGCAGGGAGCCACAGCUUAUUUACCUGUGAGCCCAUCACGCUGCGCAUGUGCCAGGGGCUCCCGUACAACACCACCUUCAUGCCCAAUGUGCUCAACCACUACGACCAGCAAACGGCUGCCCUCGCCAUGGAGCCCUUCCACCCCAUGGUCAACCUGCAGUGCUCUCCCGAGCUCAGGAUGUUUCUGUGCGCCCUCUAUGCACCUGUGUGCACGGAGUACGGCCGCAUGACCCUGCCCUGCCGCCGCCUGUGUCUGCUGGCCAAGAGCGACUGCUACAAACUCAUGGACAUGUUUGGUGUCAGCUGGCCUGAAGAGAUGGACUGCAACAGGUUCCCAGACUGUGAUGAGUCCUACCCCCGUCCCGUCGACCUCUUGUCCAGUGCGGACACGACCGAGCGCAGCAUCCCCGUCCAGCGAGACUAUGGAUUCUGGUGCCCCCGAGAGCUCAAAAUAGACCCAGAGCUCGGCUACUCCUUCAUGGGGGUCCACGACUGCUCACCACCUUGUCCCAACAUGUACUUCACCCGCGAGGAGUUGACCUUCGCCCGCUACUUCAUCGGGGUGGUGUCCAUCGUGUGCCUGUCCGCCACCCUCUUCACCUUCCUAACUUUCCUCAUUGACGUUUCUCGCUUCCGCUAUCCGGAGCGACCCAUUAUCUUCUACGCGGUCUGCUACAUGAUGGUGUCCCUCAUGUUCUUCCUCGGUUUCCUGUUGGAGGACAGAGUGGCCUGUAAUGCAGCCAUUCCUGGGAGGUUUCGAGCUUCCACAGUGACUCAAGGCUCCCAUAAUAAGGCCUGCACGCUUCUCUUCAUGGUACUGUAUUUCUUCACCAUGGCGGGCAGCGUGUGGUGGGUCAUCCUCACCAUCACUUGGUUCCUGGCCGCGGUUCCCAAGUGGGGCAGCGAGGCGAUCGAGAAGAAGGCCCUCCUCUUCCACGCCUGCGCCUGGGGCAUCCCCGGCGUGCUCACCAUCAGCCUGCUCGCCAUGAACAAGAUCGAGGGCGACAGCGUCAGUGGCGUUUGCUUUGUGGGCCUCUACAACUUGCCGGCGCUGCGCUGGUUCUUGCUGGCUCCACUGGGAGUGGACGUACUGGUGGGCGUGGUGCUGCUGCUAGCAGGAAUCGCAGCUCUGAACCGUGUCCGCAUGGAGAUCCCUCUGGAGAAGGAGAACCAAGAGAAACUGGUCAAGUUCAUGAUUCGUAUCGGUGUGUUCUCCGUGCUCUACCUGGUGCCCCUGCUGAGCGUUCUGGCCUGCUACCUCUACGAGAACAGCCACCGGACCGUCUGGGAGACCACCUGGGUCCAGGAGAAGUGUCGAGACUACCACAUCCCGUGUCCCUACCAGGUGGCACAGAGCAGUCGCCCCAACCUGUCCCUCUUCCUGAUCAAGUACGUCAUGAUGCUGAUUGUGGGGAUCCCGUCCGUGUUCUGGGUGGGCAGCAAGAAGACCUGCUUUGAGUGGGCCAGCUUCUUCCAUGGCAAAAGACGGAAAGACGCCAUGGUCAAUGACAGCCGGCAGGUCCUGCGGGAGCCCGAUUUCACCCGGCUGCUUCUGAGGGACUCGCACACGCCCGUGGCGAGGAAGUCGCGGGGCACGUCCACGCAAGGGACGUCCACGCACGCCUCUUCCACCCACCUGGCCGGGCUCGACGAGCCACCCAGUCGGGCGGACUCGGUCCGCAGCGGCCGCUCCGGGUCAAGCAGUUUCCACGGCAGCCCGCGGCGCUCCCGAGAUGGCAGAUACACAGCCUCCAGCUGCCGAGCCUCAGAUGAGCGCGCCCCCUACGGCAGCACGCCCCACCUGGACGACCCGUUCCAAACGAGACACUUGGAGAGCGCCGAUCGCCCGGAUGGCCUGUCGCGGCACGGCUCCGCCCACUUGCUGGACAUCCAGUCGCGGCACAGCAGCGUCAGGGACCUGAGCUGCGCCCCACAAGCUGCGCAGGGCGUCCCCGGAAAUGGCAUUCACAGGGUACCGGAGGAAGAAAUGGCAUAAACAAUGUUGCAGAAAUGCGGUCGGCCUUACGUUUUCUGACCUCACUAGCCAAUCCCCAAAACUGACUCGAAAAGGAUUUAUGGACUUGAGCCAAUCACACAGUGAUGAGAGAUCCAAAGACUCGCCGGCUACUUUUUAAAAUGGUUUUUAUUGCACAUUUAUGAGACCUCAAUGGUUUCUGACACUCAGCAACUAGUUGGCCUUUAUGUUGAACAGGAGGAUGGACUGAAUCUAGUUCACUGGCUGGCCGCACUGUGCAGGCAUUACUCACUCAUUGGCACAUCAGCUUGUUGAAAUCCCUCCAUUCUGUACAUUUUUAUGCUCAGUGACUCUGCUUGUGAAAGAUUUUUUAAAUGAGCAGCACUGCACAAAAAAAAAAAAGUUGGGAAUGUCUGGGCUGAAUUCAAACUCCUGUCUUCCAGCCUCAACAGCAACACCGGUGAAACUGAUUUACUCAAAGGUUUGCACAUGCAAAAAUGGGAACCGAAUCCAUUGUGUGCAGCAAAUGCUCUAUAAUGACACAGUUCUUACGUCUUUUUCACUUGUGCAAACAUUUCUGAAAUACCAGAAAAAAAUGACAUAUUGUUGAUCAAUCCUGCUAUUUGGGAUCACCAUCUUAUUCCAUCGUGUGCAACAUGCUCUGCUGGGGGCACCCAAUCUGUUAAGAGUGAACACAAGUCGGCAUCCCCUAUUUUGCUAAAUGUUUGCAAGUCAAAUCUGAAUAGGCAUUGCUUGUACUAGUUAGUGAUGGAUAAGGUUUGGUUCAUAGGUCACCUAUAGCUCACUGAACAUUUACCUUACCAAGAGUCCUGCAAUAUUUGUUGGAGCAGAAAUUUUGAAACUGAUUACAAUGAUUAAGAAUUAAAAUAAUUUUCUUGACUUCAUUAACAAA
Syngnathoides biaculeatus (alligator pipefish) is the source of this 3372-nucleotide messenger RNA. RefSeq names its product frizzled class receptor 3a (gene fzd3a). NCBI's taxonomy places the organism in Eukaryota, Metazoa, Chordata, Actinopteri, Syngnathiformes, Syngnathidae. The record is from RefSeq and is a predicted model, not a curated record. Gene Ontology annotation, cellular component: plasma membrane. Gene Ontology annotation, biological process: canonical Wnt signaling pathway; non-canonical Wnt signaling pathway. The transcript has 9 exons. Gene Ontology annotation, molecular function: Wnt-protein binding; Wnt receptor activity. Bases 417 to 2480 code for a protein of 687 amino acids.